Molecule: messenger RNA, 663 nt
Organism: Colletotrichum abscissum
Lineage: Eukaryota; Fungi; Ascomycota; Sordariomycetes; Glomerellales; Glomerellaceae
Product: CHD5 domain-containing protein
Exons: 3
Coding region: 1-663 (220 amino acids)
Biological process (GO): tail-anchored membrane protein insertion into ER membrane
Cellular component (GO): GET complex
Molecular function (GO): protein-membrane adaptor activity
Source: RefSeq, a predicted model, not a curated record
AUGCCCUCCCUACUCGUCAUCAUCCUCGUGCUGGAGGUGUUCUCCCACCUGGUCAACACCGUCGGAGCUGCAGCCAUCAACAAUCUGCUCUGGACAACUCUCAACUACCUCCCCAUCUCGACCGCCAAGGCAGCCGCGCAGCAUCGAAAGCUGCAAGCCGACUUUCUCAAGACGCGAAAGGAGCUGAAUGCGACUAGCAGUCAGGAUGAGUUCGCCAAGUGGGCCAAGCUCCGUCGGACGCACGACAAGCAGCUGGAGCAGCUAGAGAAGAGCAAGCAAACCCAGGAAGCAUCGAGAUCAAAGUUCGAUACCUACCUCACUGGCUUCAGAUGGGCCCUCACCAAGGUCCCUCAAUACGGCCUCCCCUUCUGGUUCUCCAAGGAGCCCAUGUUCUGGCUGCCGUACGGCUGGUUCCCCUACUACGCCGAAUGGAUCCUCUCGUUCCCCAAGGCCCCGAUUGGCAGCGUUAGCAUCGCUUCGUGGCAGCUGGCGUGUUCGGGCAUGGUCACGCUCCUCACCGAGCUCAUUGUCUCGGUUGUGGGACUCGUGUUUGCGACGAAACAGAGCAAGGGACAGCCGGUCAAGGUUCCUGCGGCGUCAGGUAAGACGGCGGCGCCCAAGACCGCGGCUGAUUCGUCUGAGACGGAGAAGAAGGAGUUGUAA